This is a messenger RNA of Suillus fuscotomentosus, 1686 nucleotides long. RefSeq lists its product as uncharacterized. The record is from RefSeq and is a predicted model, not a curated record. Bases 1 to 1686 code for a protein of 561 amino acids. Lineage: Eukaryota; Fungi; Basidiomycota; Agaricomycetes; Boletales; Suillaceae. The transcript has 5 exons.
AUGGGUAAAUCUAGGGUAAGGAUAUUGAGUCCUCCCAGAACAGUUCAGCUGGUCAAAUGGAAAGUAAAAAAGACCAGUCGGGGCCGGAAAGGCAAAUGGUGUCCGGUGAAACGACACCAGCCAAGUCAAUCCGCACAGUCAUCUCCAACAAAGUCUCCCACAAAACAAAGCUCCAGUACGACGCUCCCUCAGUACACACCUGACUUCACUUUCCAUAAUGCAGACUGGAGUGAUCAUGGCCCUAUUGGUUCGCUUAACGUGUUGUUAGCGAAAAAAAAGACCAAGAGCCCAAACGAUUAUCUCCGGGAAUGGAUGGCUCGGAAGGACGAUUACCUUCUGAGAGGGAUGUCCACUCCCCAUCGACAGGAAUGUGGUUUCCUAUGUCGGAAAUAUCGAGAAGCAGUGAAGGGAGUGUCCGAAAGCAUGACGGCAUUUGAGAAGCUGAAUGAAACCGCAGAUUCUGCCAUGGUCGAAGCUUGGGUGGAACAAGAUCGAGAAGCACAAUUGCAUCGAAGCACAGAUCCAUCGGCAAUGGACAUAUUCGACGUCCAGCUGCAAAAGGCACCGACCAGGAAACAGCAAGAGUUGGCUUUACUGUCUUCUCGGACCGGUAACGGAGGAGGGCACGCAAAACGCGGUGCUGCUACGUGGAUCGCAUCCGGUAUCACUAUAGAAGAGCUGCAAAUAUCUCUCUUGAUCGACAUCCGGAGGUUGGGAAAACACUCCACCGAAACGCAGCGCCUGGAGAUAGUGAGACGUCGUACAAAGCUGCAAAGUAGGAUAGAUGAAUUUACAACCACGGCAGUCAAUCAUUUCGGAGAAGACUUUGAUCUGGAUGACGAUAUCAGAGAUCUCGAGGUUGAAUUUAUAGAUGACUCAGAGGGCGAAGGAGACGUGUUUACCGAGAGUGACCAUGAUUCCGACCAUGUCCCUCAAUGCAAUUUCUUCCGUCCCGAGAAGGUGGUUAUACCUCUCCCAUCGAAUAUUGGCAUCAAAAGGUGUACUGUGCUGGGUGUCAUCCACCUUGUGGGUCAGGAAGUUGCACUUCGGGAAGGGCAGGCCAAUGACACCCUGCAAGCAAUCCGAGUUCUGCUAGCUGAUAAGGCUGUGCUCUUCCGCACCACAGUUCGUCUGGCCAAAUCCCAGGCAAAGUCAACCAGGGCGUGGACUCAGGUACAUUCGGUGGAAAGGGUCAUCAGACAGCAAACGAUGAUUUAUUCGAAAUGCCGGGCGCAACUCGGCAAUCUACAAGCUCACAACCUCUUGGAGAAAUAUCUCCGGAUGGAGAGAAGUCAUCUCAAAGCUACUGCCGCUGUAGCCGAUCCCAAUGCUCGGGGACAAAGAAACUCCACGCUUCCGUGGUUCUGGUCUCUUGAUGUUCAGGGAGAUUCUGUCAGCAGCGAUUGGAUGAAUGAAUUUUACAGGGUUCAUUGGCUUCGCACGAAAGCAUUGCGUGAUCGGUGGUCGGAAGAACUGCUACUGGUUGGCCAUGAAAUGGGUUGGACUGUGCAGUUCUUCCUGCACAAGGCACGCUCAUGGUUAUCACGCAUCACCCACAACGGCGAUCCACUCCCAGAAGGGCACAAAUGUUAUGCAAUUCGGCAGGCCCACAUGUACCACGACUUGGCCGAACAUGCACGUGCAAGUUUUCUAAAGGCAAAUCCAAAGUUCACGAUAAAUGCUUGA